This is a messenger RNA of Trichomycterus rosablanca, 1168 nucleotides long. It is a transcript of the gene psmb8a, whose product is annotated as proteasome 20S subunit beta 8A. Gene Ontology annotation, cellular component: proteasome core complex. The transcript has 6 exons. NCBI's taxonomy places the organism in Eukaryota, Metazoa, Chordata, Actinopteri, Siluriformes, Trichomycteridae. Gene Ontology annotation, molecular function: threonine-type endopeptidase activity. The record is from RefSeq and is a predicted model, not a curated record. The coding region runs from base 256 to 1083 and encodes 275 amino acids.
AAGUGUUUAAGGCUUAAAUUAAAAAAAUAAUAACGACAUUUAAAGACAUUUUUGUAUGUUGUUUAACCAGUAUAAUUUUUUAAUAAGCAUAGUAAUUUUCAAAACCGAAAGUAAAAUAAACCGACAGCGCCACAUCUUUCAGUUUCAAUAGACAUCGUAUGGUGUUUGAUCGAGGAAUCAUAUUUCAGGGGUAAAACGUCAAAAAUUGUUUACUCUUAAAAUACAUUUUAUAGCAUUUCUUGUGUUUUAAAGAUCAUGGCUCUUUUGGACGUGAGUGGUUACUUGUCCCUUUCCGGAUACGGCGGACAGAUGUUUGGCUCAAAGCGAAUGCAGCUUUUUGAUCGACCAAAUCACUACACUUUUGGGGCAAAAUCUCAAGAAUUUGCGGUGCCAGCUGGAGUCGACCCUUUGACCUUCAUGAAAUCAUGCAGCUGUGAAAAUGGGAUAUCAAUAGAUAUGAAUCAUGGCACCACCACACUCGCUUUCAAGUUCCGCCAUGGUGUUAUCGUGGCAGUUGACUCCAGGGCUUCGGCUGGUAGCUAUAUUGCCUCAAAGGAGGCAAAUAAGGUGAUUGAGAUCAACCCUUACCUUCUGGGCACCAUGUCCGGCAGUGCAGCAGACUGCCAGUACUGGGAAAGACUUCUGGCUAAAGAGUGCAGGCUUUACAAACUACGUAAUAAGCAGAGGAUAUCAGUGUCUGCAGCUUCUAAACUGCUGUCCAACAUGAUGCUAAAUUACAGAGGCAUGGGCCUCUCCAUGGGCAGCAUGAUUUGUGGCUGGGACAAGAAGGGUCCAGGUUUAUAUUAUGUUGAUGACGAUGGCACACGACUCUCUGGGCGAAUGUUUUCCACCGGUUGCGGAAACAGUUAUGCAUACGGGGUGGUGGACAGUGGCUACUAUGAGGAUAUGACCGUGGAAGAGGCAUAUGAGCUAGGCCGACGUGGCAUUGCCCAUGCCACACACAGGGAUGCCUACUCUGGUGGGGUUGUGAACCUAUACCACAUGAAGGAGGAUGGUUGGAUUAAGGUGUGUAAGGAGGAUGUAUCAGACCUAAUUCAUCACUACAGGAAAGGAAUGUUCUAAAGGACAAAAUGUACCUACACAAAUUGUUGAUUUCCUCUUACUGUAUCUGACAAAAUUUGAAAUAAAUGUGUUUUUCAAACUAAAA